Mucor velutinosus is the source of this 3489-nucleotide messenger RNA. RefSeq lists its product as uncharacterized. The transcript is spliced from 8 exons. Bases 1 to 3489 code for a protein of 1162 amino acids. Gene Ontology annotation, cellular component: cell periphery; cell septum. Lineage: Eukaryota; Fungi; Mucoromycota; Mucoromycetes; Mucorales; Mucoraceae. The record is from RefSeq and is a predicted model, not a curated record. Gene Ontology annotation, molecular function: chitin synthase activity.
AUGUCAAAUCCAAAUAAUCGAUCUGGCGGGUAUAGACCUGAUCCUCGAUUAUCACAAUCACCUUAUGCAAUGAGACCGCCAUCAUCAUCGCCUCAGAUGCAGCAUCAACAGCAGCAGCAGUCAAGAGGAAGAGUUCAAUCUUACGGCAUGGAUCAGUUUAAUCGUCCUCGUCCUCCACCUCAUAACCAGCAACAGCAACAGCAGCAAAGACGCCCUCCCUCUCAUCAACAACCGCAAUCCAGACAGUCUGGCAACUACAUGUAUCAGUCCUCCAGACAGCCAAAUCAACAACCUUCUCCACAGCGCAUGCCUCAAGGUGGUGGAAGACCCAUGAGACCUCCACAGCAGCAGCCCAUGGUACCUCCGGGCCCAAUGGGUGGUCAGGGCCCUUAUCGCAGAGUGAGUAUGAAUCGAUCUAGAUCUCUCUCUCGUCCUGAGAGACAGCGUCCUCGUCAAGGUAUGAUUCGAUCUCCUUCUCAACAGCAGCGCAUGCAACAGCAGCAGAGAUACUAUGGUGGAAAUAUGCAGCAACAGCAGCCUGGCGCCGGUCACCCACAACAGAGACCUCGUCCUAAUAACUAUCCAAUGCCCAAUCGCCUGCAGAGUCAAUUGCAGCAACAAAAAAUGCAACAACAACAGCAGCAGCAAGAGGCCCUAUUGAAUCAGCCGCAAAUGUCACAACAGCAGCAGAAGAAGCCACCUGUGCCAGAAGAAAAGGUCAAAGUGCUCACCAGUUGGUGGGCAUGGCUCGCUUUCUUGAUGACCUGCUGUAUUCCUAAUUGGUUUUUACGUGUAUGCUUGAGAAAACGAAACGCUAUGGUGCAGCAAGCAUGGAGAGAAAAAUUGUCCUUGUGUUAUAUCAUCCUGCUCUUGUGUGGUGCGCUUGCCUUUAUUACCUACGGUCUCAAUAAGACACUGUGUCCUACACCUGAUGUCAAUUCGCCCUUCUCCAGAGUGACAAACGGUGCCCGUAUUCCAGUGUAUUACAGCGAUGUUCGAGUAUUUGGUACCAUCUACCCCAUGGACGUCAUGAAGCAAUUUUUCCAGAACAAGGGCAUGAACUUGACAAACGACUAUGAGAACACUGACAUUAGCAGCAUUUUUGACGGUGAUACGACGGGUGCAUGCGCCAAAUACCCCUCCAUGAAACUGACCAACUGUGCUCUCAACAACCCCUACGGCGGCACCUUCCCUGCUCCCAACAAUACCUGUUUCUCUCUUGUUGAACUGCAGCGCUUCUUUAGAUCUUCAGCUGUUCUUGGCUUUGACUGGCAAGACCUAAAUAAAAACUUGGUGUAUGGUCGUGGCCUAGCCUUAGUAGGUGAUUCAGUACUGAAUCUGACAAAAUUCCUGAAUAAUCCCACUCCUCCUUUUGGGGCCGAUGUGGAUCGUGCUAUACGUAACAACCUAGCAAAUGAUUUAUCAUAUGCUCUCCUGUACUCUCAAGCAGGCAAAGAUGCUCGCAAGUGUCUUGUCGCUCGCUACAAGGUCGGCAUCAUGGAAACCGAGACGGGUGGCUGUAUCGCGGAUUCCAUGAUCAUGACACUCAUGUUGGUGGUUAUCAUUGUCAUGAUUGUCAUUCGUUAUUCGAUGGCAUUGCUCUUCCAAUGGUUCAUCAGUCGUCGAUUGACCAAGCCUGGUGGCAGAUCAAAUUGGUUAGCUUGGCGUUCCAUCAAAGGUGGUAAUAACGAUCCUGCAAACCAUAUUCCUGGACCCUACAACAACUACGGCGUGGUUCAGAACGCAUCUUCAACUUCGUUGGGUUCAGGUUCAUCUCGUAACACCCCUUUUAGCGAGCAAAGCUCUGCUGUUGGUUUAGGUGGCGCACAAUCCGAUAUUGUCACUACUGAGCUGUACACCGUCAUGUUGGUAACAUGUUACUCUGAAGGCGAAGAAGGUCUUCGCAUCACCAUGGACAGUUUGGCGGAAACUACCUUUUCCAAGAAGCACAAGAUUUUCUUUGUUAUUGCUGAUGGUAUGAUUACAGGUCAUGGUGAGACCAAAUCGACUCCGGACAUUGUUGUCAGCAUGAUGGAUCUCGAUCCUACCAUGACUAAUCCUAAGCCAGCAUCAUACCUUGCCAUUGCGGACGGAGAGAAGCAACUGAACAUGGCUAAAGUGUAUGCCGGCCAUUACAAAGGUGUUCCUUGUAUUACCAUUGUUAAAUGUGGUACAGAAGAAGAAGCUAAUCUUCCUAAAGCUGGUAAUCGUGGUAAACGUGAUUCCCAACUCAUCUUAAUGAGUUACUUUCAACGUGUCUUGUUCAAUGAUCGCUUAUCCGAGCUGGAUUAUGAAAUAUUCUGGAAGAUGACAUGGUUGAUGAAAGGUGUUACACCUGAUAAAUUUGAAUUGGUCUUGAUGGUGGAUGCUGAUACCAAGGUUCUACCUGAUGCUUUGACUUAUAUGGUGGCUGCUAUGGCUAACGACAUUACUAUCAUGGGCUUGUGUGGUGAAACCAGAAUUGCCAACAAACGAUCAUCCUGGGUCACUGCUAUUCAGGUCUUUGAAUACUACAUUUCUCAUCACUAUGCCAAAGCAUUUGAAUCCCUGUUUGGUAUUGUCACUUGCUUGCCUGGUUGUUUCAGUAUGUACCGUAUCAAGUCGCCCAAGAACGGUGCCUGGGUGCCCAUCUUGGCUAACCCUGAUAUCAUCUUGGAGUACAAUCAGAACGUGGUGACUACAUUGCAUGAAAAGAAUCUGCUGUUGCUCGGUGAAGAUCGUUUCUUGUCGACUCUGAUGUUGCGUACAUUCCCCAGACGUCAAAUGAUGUUUGUACCUCAGGCACGCUGUAAGACAGUGGUACCUGAUGAGUUCAAGGUGCUGCUCUCUCAGCGUCGUCGUUGGAUCAAUUCGACUGUGCACAACUUGAUGGAAUUGGUGUUGGUAUCUGACCUCUGUGGUAUUGCUUGUUUGUCCAUGCAGUUCUCUGUGUUUAUUGAUUUGAUCGGUACUCUGGUAUUGCCUGCUGCUAUCGUCAUGACCGUUUACUUGAUUGUGAAUACAGCCAUUUCAAGUGACCCUCAAUGGCAAUCGCUUGCUCUGUUGAUUGCUAUUCUUGGUCUUCCUGCAGUCCUGAUUUCAAUCACCACCUUUAAAUUCAUUUAUGUGCUAUGGAUGCUUGUGUACCUCAUUGCUUUGCCCAUUUGGAAUCUUGUUCUGCCCCUCUACUCAUUCUGGCAUUUCGAUGACUUCAGUUGGGGCGCUACGCGUGUUGUAGUAGGCGAAAAGAAGGGUGAUUCGCAUGGAGACGCAGACGGUAAAUUCGAUCCAACUCGCCUUGUCAUGAAGAAGUGGGAGGACUGGGAGACUGAGAGAACAGGUCAGAAAUUCAACAAGAAGAUGACACUCAAGACGCCUCUCGAUUCACCUGCAGCAUUUGACGGUAAAAACACAGUUACGCCUGCUACUGUUUCAUCUUUUGGUACCAUAUUUAAUGAUAGAAAAAUGUUUGGUGCUUCUCCUGCACCCACAAUUACAUCCUCACAAUAA